Messenger RNA from Aspergillus puulaauensis, 1119 nucleotides. RefSeq lists its product as uncharacterized. The record is from RefSeq and is a predicted model, not a curated record. Gene Ontology annotation, biological process: glycine biosynthetic process; L-threonine catabolic process. NCBI's taxonomy places the organism in Eukaryota, Fungi, Ascomycota, Eurotiomycetes, Eurotiales, Aspergillaceae. Bases 1 to 1119 code for a protein of 372 amino acids. The transcript has 2 exons. Gene Ontology annotation, cellular component: cytosol. Gene Ontology annotation, molecular function: L-allo-threonine aldolase activity.
AUGCCCUCGGCCAGGUCCCUAGAAAACACACUCGCAGCGAAUAUGCAGAACGUCGCAUGGGGCACGACGCGUCGCGCAGAGUCCGACUUCCGCAGCGAUGUCAUAACAACCCCGUCAAUGGGCAUGCUAUCCGCCAUAGCGACAACCAGUCUCGGAGACGACGUGUUCCACGAAGACCAAGUCACCAACGAAUUCCAGUCACGGAUAGCAGCACAAUGCGGACUCGAGGCCGGCGCAUUCGUGAUUUCAGGGACGAUGGCGAACCAACUCGCCAUCCGGACUCUACUAACACAGCAGCCCUGCGGUGUCUUAGUCGACGCGCGCGCACAUGUAAUUCACUUUGAAGGAGGCGGGCUCGGGAUGAGCGGUGCUGCGAUUCAGACGGUGCGGCCGGCGAAUGGACGGUACAUGGUUUUGGAGGAUAUUAUAGCUCGGGCUGUUGUCACGGACGACUUGCAUAAAUGUCCGACGGCGGUUAUCAGUAUUGAGAAUACGGCUGGUGGCAGUGUCGUUCCAGUCGCAGAGCUGCGGCGGAUUAGCGAGUGGGCGCACAGUAAUGGGAUUCGGAUCCAUAUGGACGGGGCGCGGCUUUGGGAGGCGGUUGCGGCGGGGGGUGGGAGUUUGUAUGACUACUGUACACUCUGCGAUCUGGUCAGUUUGGAUUUUAGCAAGAACUUGGGGGCGCCUAUGGGUGCGAUGGUGCUUGGUUCGAACCAGCUUAUAGCACAGUUGCGCCGGCUACGAAAGAGCCUCGGCGGUGCAAUGCGGCAGUCAGGUCCGCUGGCAGCAGCAGCGCAGUUUGCAGUCGAUGAACAGUUUGGACUAGGGCCAUGGGGGAGUCGAAAUAAACUACAGGCUGUGCAUGCGCUUGCAAGGCAGGUCGGGGAGAUGUGGGUGAACUUGGGGGGACAGUUGCUGCGAGAGGUCGAAACGAAUCAAGUAUGGGUCAAUCUACAGCAGAUCGGCCUGACCACCGAGCAGUGGAAUGAGCUGGGGAGAAAGCAUGGAGUAAAGCUGGAUGGGAAGCGGAUUGUCCUUCAUCAUCAGAUCUGCACAGAUGCCAUCACGAGGCUGGGCCUUGUAUUUAGCGAAGCCCUGAGGGUGCGGGCGCGUAUAUGA